AUGUCGUCCCUGGAUGCCACUCCUACAAAGGAAUCACAGCCACAGCCCAGUCUGCCCCUCCCCGAAGGCGUCUCCAGUCGCCUAAUCGAGACGCGCGAUCUCACGUUCCACAUUCUCGAGGCUGGCGCCACUCCCGCUCACGAUCGGCCGUUGAUCGUUCUCUUGCAUGGCUUUCCUGAGAUCGCCUACUCAUGGCGUCGGGUCUUGCCCCAGCUCGCAGCUGCGGGCUUCCACGCGGUCGCGCCAGAUCAGCGCGGUUUCGGCCGAACGACGGGCUGGGAUACGCGAGCGUAUGAGGAUGUGGAUUUGACAAGCUUUUCCAUGACAGAGCUAGUGCGCGAUAUUGUGGUUCUAGUACAUGCUUUGGGCUAUCGUUCCGUGGCAUGCGUUGCUGGCCAUGACUGCGGUGCCAUGACGGCUGCGACGUGUGCAUUGAUACGUCCGGAUUUCUUCCGUAGCGUGGUGUUGAUGAGCCACCCUUUCAAUGGCAGUCCGACCUUGCCCUUCAACACUGCUAAUGAAGGUACCUCAGAAGAACACCGUGCGGCUGCUAUAAAAGGUGGAGGCGGCGGUACGGAGGGAUCCGCAGCGGCUUCGGGGAUUCACAAAGACCUAGCCCAACAUGGCCGCAAGCACUAUAAAUGGUACUACUCGACACCACAGGCGAGUCCAGAUAUGUCCACGUUAUCUCGGGAUGAAAUGCAUCGCUUCUUGCGUGGAUAUUUUCAUCUCAAGAGCGGAUCCUGGCCAGGGAAUCAGCCGCGUCCGCUGAAGAGCUGGACUGCAGACGAACUCGUUCAGAUGCCGGGCUACUAUAUCAUGCCAGUGGAAGCUACCAUGCCAGAGACCGUGGACAGAGACAUGAAAGAUGAGCCCACACAGGGGCAGAGCUCCCACUCGUGGCUCCCAGACGAUGAACUCGCAGUUUACGCUGGUGAGUAUGUCCGCACCGGCUUCCAAGGAGGCUUGAACUGGUAUCGUGUGCGCACUGCUCCCAACGGUCGAUAUACGCGAGACUAUGACACCUUUGCCGGGAAGAAGAUCGAGUGUCCAUGCGCAUUUGUCUCUGGCAAACAGGAUUGGGGUAUUUAUCAAGAGCCCGGCGCACUUGACAAGAUGACCAGCGGUGCAGUGUGCUCUGAUUUCCGAAUCCUUCGUCUGCUUGAUGGAGUCGGUCAUUGGGUACCUCAGGAAAGCCCAAAUGAAGUUGUGCAGACCAUCCUUGACUUAAUAAGGGGACUGGGCAGGUAG
This is a messenger RNA of Penicillium daleae, 1251 nucleotides long. RefSeq names its product alpha/beta fold hydrolase. Bases 1 to 1251 code for a protein of 416 amino acids. The record is from RefSeq and is a predicted model, not a curated record. Lineage: Eukaryota; Fungi; Ascomycota; Eurotiomycetes; Eurotiales; Aspergillaceae. The transcript has a single exon. Gene Ontology annotation, molecular function: hydrolase activity.